Ciona intestinalis (vase tunicate) is the source of this 1403-nucleotide messenger RNA. RefSeq lists its product as uncharacterized. NCBI's taxonomy places the organism in Eukaryota, Metazoa, Chordata, Ascidiacea, Phlebobranchia, Cionidae. The record is from RefSeq and is a predicted model, not a curated record.
CUUAUGUUUCCUUGCGCAGGUAUUAUAUUAAUCUUUAGAUCGUUUCGCCCUAAGCUAAAAAAUGCCUCAGGUUCAAAGUGCAAAUGGAGUAUCCAGCCACAAAUCUAAGAUGUUAUUCCUGCUUAUAUUAUCCUGCUGUAUAUUGGCUACAGCUGGGAGAAGACGACGAAUUUUGCUAAAAUGCAUCCCAAAGUUAUGUCGGAAAUGUGACGGUUAUGUUCAUUCAAGAUGGCGGCGAAGUCUCCCUGAUAACGUCAGUGGUUAUGACAUGAGCGACGUCAUCGGUAACACAGGUAUUUCUGCAACAAACGAGGCUUUUGACAUUUUCGGUACCAAGAAAAACGAUCAGAAAAUUCUUCCUGGCGAAAUCGAGGAAGUGUUCACUUCUGCUCUUCGUUGGCAACCUGGGGAAACCCCUGAUGACGUAGACGACGACAUAGAAGACACUAACAUGGACCACCCACUGAAAUCUGUACACGUAGUGAAGAGGUCUACUAUAUACCUACCCCAUUUACGCCGAUGCCGAAUCCGUCUGCGUACACGAUGCUGUAGAAUGUACGUCAAUCCCUCGUACAUAGGGUUCCGGUUAUAAAAUGAGAAAAACUACUGACUUGUAUUGCUGUCCACUUAUUUCUCAACACUUUUGACCCACGAGGCAGGUUCCUUUACUAAAACAUUACACCAGGUUCAAAUACUACGCUUGCCGGGCUUAGUUAUCCCAUAACAGUGACUUCUUCGUUUAAUUGACAGCCAGCGUGUGUUACAAGCACGUGUUUACUGUGCCAACGUUUUGGCUUUACCAAUGGACCAUAAAUUUGUGGGAAAAUUUAGUUUUUACGGAAUUGGGGAACCUCUUUCUUCUGGGCGGCGUAACAUUGAUAAAACUUCAGCAUAUGUACAGCUUCAUUACGUUUUUAUCGGGCUUCGUUUUACCGAUUUUAUACGAUUGUUAUUAUUCAAAAGACCUUUAACCCAAGAGUUUACCCUCAUAAAAAGACUUUGACCAAUAAGCCUACAUCCCAGGUCUCAGGUGUACCUCACUGAAGACCUCACCCUCAUAGAAUAUAAUAGACUGGGACCAAUAAGCCUACAUCCCAGAUCUCAUGUGUGUCGCACUAAAGACUUCACCCUUCUAAAACAGAAUAUAUGUAUCUUUGGUAAAGUGUUCAGCUGUAAAAUACGUUCGCCCGUGCAUUUAUUCCCCGUCUUGACUCCAACCGCUUUUUGCUUCUUCUUUACCAAUUGUGUUUUUAUCAUAAACACAAAAAUUGUAGAUAAACCGUUCUUUCAUGCUAUCUAAGAUUCGGAAGUGUUCUGAAUCAUUAUAUACACCGAUAUGUCGUGUUUAACUGGGUAUAGAUAUUGUACUUAUGGUUUAAAAAUUAAGUUACACUCUUGGAAAA